Messenger RNA from Naumovozyma castellii, 4698 nucleotides. RefSeq names its product pleiotropic drug resistance family ABC transporter. Bases 1 to 4698 code for a protein of 1565 amino acids. The record is from RefSeq and is a predicted model, not a curated record. The transcript has a single exon. NCBI's taxonomy places the organism in Eukaryota, Fungi, Ascomycota, Saccharomycetes, Saccharomycetales, Saccharomycetaceae.
AUGACUAAGGUUGCGAAUGUCUUCUGCGGCUGUUUCUGUGCCCCGCGGCGUGAGCGUAUUCCCGUGGACAUAAGAAAUUUGAGGGAGGAGGUAAUAACGAAACAUAUUAAGCUACCAAGUUAUAUAACUUUAAAAUACACCCAUUUUCUGACACAGACAUUCCAAAAACUACAACUUAACGAGAGAAUACUAAUGGACAGAAUGGACUCUAGUAUUCAAAGUGCAUCAACCUCCGGGAAAAUAGUACCGGAGUCAACUCCUCCAGAAGAAGCUGUCUCUGACGCUUGCUCCACAGCUUCCUCAGUUGGCGAAAUAGCUGUAGGAACAACAACAGAACCCUUAAAAAACAGAGCAAAAUUGAACUACGCAUCCUCAGGGGAGUUAACCGCUGAUAUGGUUAGCAGAGUGGAAUCGUUCGCGGAUGCCCUGUCACAUCAUACUACGAGGUCAGGGUCGUUCGAUAUGAAGAACGUUUCAGAUGAUGGUUUCGAUGCUCAGGAAAUAUUUGAAAGGUUCGUUAGAGAUGCAGAUGAACAGGGAAUUCAUAUUCGUAAAGCUGGGGUCACUAUGGAAGACGUUACUGCUGAAGGUGUGGAUGCCUCCGCUUUGGAAGGUGCCACAUUUGGGAACGUAUUAUGUUUGCCAUAUACAAUUUACAAGGGAAUAAGGGCGAGAAGGAACAGGAAAUGGAGAAAGAUUAUACAGAAUAGUUAUGCCCUUGCUAAACCGGGUGAAAUGAUUCUUGUUCUAGGGAGACCAGGUGCAGGAUGCUCUUCAUUCUUGAAAGUCAUUGCAGGUGAAAUUGAUCAAUUUCCUGGCGGUGUGAAAGGGGAAAUCACUUAUGAUGGUAUUCCUCAAAAGGAAAUGAUGAAACAUUAUAAAUCAGAUGUUAUAUAUAAUGGAGAAUUGGAUGUACAUUUCCCACAUUUAACUGUGCAACAAACUUUGGAUUUCGCGUUGGCUUGUAAGACACCAGCUAAGCGGGUUAACAAUAUUUCCAGAGAUGAAUAUAUAAAAUCGUCCAGAGAGUUAUAUGCCACUAUCUUUGGUUUAAGACACACAUAUAACACAAAAGUUGGGAAUGAUUUUGUCAGAGGUGUGUCAGGUGGUGAACGUAAACGUGUCUCCAUUGCUGAAGCUCUUGCUGCCAAUGGUUCCAUUUACUGUUGGGACAAUGCCACUAGAGGUUUAGACGCAUCCACUGCCCUUGAGUACGCUAAGGCAAUCCGUAUCAUGACUAACCUUUUGGGAUCCACCGCUUUUGUUACUAUUUAUCAGGCCAGUGAAAACAUAUAUGAAACUUUUGACAAAGUAACCGUGCUAGCGAAGGGCCGUCAAAUCUAUUUUGGUAAGAUCGAAGAUGCAAAGGCUUAUUUUGAAAAUAUGGGAUAUAUAUGUCCUCCUAGACAAGUUAUGGCCGAAUUUCUAACAGCAAUUACGGAUCCCAAUGGGUACCAUAAGAUUAAAUCUGGCUUUGAAAACAAAGUGCCUGUCACUCCCGUAGAACUGGAAGAGUAUUGGCAUAAUUCACCAGAGUUUGCAAAAUUGAAAGAAGAUAUUACAACAUAUAAGACAAACGUAGAUACUGAGAAUACAAGAGAAAUGUACAAAAAAUCUAUGAAAGAAGAAAAAUCAAAACAUUCAAGUAAAAAAUCAUUCUAUACCGUUUCAUUUUGGGAACAAGUACGGCUUUGUACCAUUAGGGGAACUCAAAGGAUUUAUGGUAAUAAGACAUACACAGUUAUUAAUAUAUGUUCUGCCAUUAUUCAAGCAUUUAUCACUGGUUCAUUGUUCUACAAUAUCCCCUCUGAUACCAAUGGUGCCUUUUCGAGAGGGGGUGUGUUGUAUUUCACUUUAUUAUACUACUCUUUAAUGGGUUUAGCAAAUAUGUCAUUUGAUCAUAGACCUAUAUUACAAAAGCAUAAAGGUUAUUCAUUAUACCAUCCAGGGGCUGAAGCUAUUGCCAGCGCUCUUGCAGCUUUCCCUUUUAGAAUGAUCGGACUAACCUGCUUCUUUAUUAUCAUCUUUUUCUUAACUAAUUUACACAGAGCCCCAGGUCCUUUCUUUAUGAUGUACCUUUUCCUAACCAUGUGUUCGGAAGCUAUUAAUGGUCUUUUCGAAAUGAUCGCUGCUGGGUGUGAUACACUAGCUCAAGCAAACUCCAUUGCUGGUAUUUUGAUGUUGUGCAUUUCAUUAUACUCCAGUUAUAUGAUACAACUACCCUCAAUGCAUCCAUGGUUUAAAUGGAUCUCAUAUAUUAUUCCAAUCAGGUAUGCCUUCGAAUCGAUGCUUAAUGCCGAAUUUCAUGGAAGACAUAUGGAUUGUGGUGGUACUCUUGUGCCAACAGGUCCAGGAUACGAAAACGUGUCAAGUGAGAAUAGAGUUUGUGCGUUUGUCGGUUCCGAACCUGGUCAAUCCUGGGUUCUUGGUGAUGAUUAUUUAAAGAAACAAUUUACUUACGAGUACAAGCAUCAAUGGAGGAAUUUUGGUAUUAUGUGGUGUUUCCUAAUUGGUUAUAUGUUUAUUAAAGCAUUCAUCACCGAACAUAAGAGACCAGUUAAAGGUGGUGGUGACGCUUUAUUAUUCAAGAAGGGUAGUAUAAGGUAUAACGAUGUUAAUGACUUAGAAUCAUCUGAUAACUCUAAUGAUACUGAAAUCAAGGACAAAUUUACUAGUACUACAAUUUCCACUGAUGAAGAAGGAGCAUUCGAGGAAUUGGAAUCCAAGGGUGUCUUUUUAUGGAAAGAAGUCUGUUAUACAAUUCCAUACGAACGUGGUAAGCGUAUGCUUUUAGACCAUGUUUCUGGAUAUUGUGUACCUGGUACAUUAACAGCAUUGAUGGGUGAAUCUGGUGCAGGGAAAACAACUUUACUAAAUACCUUAGCCAAGAGGAACGAAAUCGGUGUGGUGACCGGUGAUAUGCUUGUGAAUGGACGUCCCGUUGAUGCUAGUUUUGAAAGACGUACUGGCUAUGUUCAACAACAAGAUAUCCAUAUUGCAGAGUUAACUGUCAGAGAAUCUUUACAAUUCUCAGCUCGCAUGCGUCGCUCAGAGCACGUGUCAGAUGAAGAAAAGCUAGCUUAUGUGGAGAAAAUCAUCCGUGUUCUGGAAAUGGAGGAAUUUGCUGAUGCAUUGGUUGGUGCUAUUGGAUGUGGUUUGAAUGUUGAACAAAGAAAGAAAUUGUCUAUUGGUGUGGAGUUGGUUGCUAAACCUGAUUUAUUAUUAUUUUUGGAUGAACCCACUUCUGGUUUGGACUCUCAAUCUUCCUGGGCCAUCGUUCAAUUGUUGAGGAAAUUAGCUCAAGCUGGUCAAUCUAUCUUGUGUACUAUCCAUCAACCUUCUGCUACGUUAUUUGAACAGUUCGAUAGAUUAUUAUUAUUAAAGAAGGGUGGUCAAACUGUUUACUUUGGUGACAUUGGUGAAAAUUCUGAGAUAUUAUUGAAAUACUUCGAAAAAAGCGGUGCAAGGAAGUGUGAUCGUAAGGAAAAUCCAGCAGAGUAUAUUUUAGAAGCUAUUGGAGCCGGUGCAACUGCCUCAGUCAAGGAAGAUUGGCAUCAAAUUUGGCUGGACUCUGCAGAACACCAUGCUGCCGAAGAAAAAGUUAGCCAAAUGAUAUCUGAGUUAAGUCAAAAAAGAGAUGAAUCUGAUAUUGGAGACAAAGCCACUAAAUACGCCACUUCUUAUAGAUACCAAUUUGGGUUUGUCCUAAGAAGAACAGGUAUAACAUUUUGGAGAAAUUUGAAUUAUAUCAUGUCAAAAAUGAUGCUUAUGACCGUUGCAGGUUUAUUUAUUGGGUUUACAUUUUUUGGUGUUGGAAGUAGUUUUACUGGUCUCCAAAAUGCCAUGUUCACAGCAUUUAUUUCAAUCAUCGUUUCCGCACCAGCUAUGAAUCAAAUGCAGGCUCGAGCUAUUGCUGCUAGAGACUUAUAUGAGGUCAGAGAAUCCAAGUCUAAUAUGUUCCAUUGGUCUUUAUUGUUAAUUACCCAAUAUUUGAAUGAACUGCCUUAUCAUUUAUUCUUCUCAACCAUUUUCUUUGUUUCAUCGUAUUUCCCCUUAAGAAUAUUCUUCGAAGCCUCUAGAUCCGGUGUUUACUUUUUGAAUUAUUGUAUUAUGUUUCAAUUGUAUUAUGUUGGGCUAGGGUUAUUGAUUCUUUAUAUGUCCCCAAAUUUACCAUCAGCAAAUGUUUUAUUAGGUUUGGCAAUGUCGUUCUUAAUUGCAUUUUGUGGGGUGACCCAACCUGCAUCCCUAAUGCCAGGCUUUUGGACAUUUAUGUGGAAGACUUCCCCAUAUACUUAUUUUGUUCAGAAUUUGGUAGGUAUUAUGCUUCAUGAGAAACCUGUUAUAUGUACGAAGAAGGAAUUAAACUUCUUUGACCCACCUGCUGGACAGACAUGCGGUCAGUACAUGGCUCCCUUCCUGUCAAGGGCUACUGGUUAUAUUGCAGAUCCUGAUGCUACUUCUAAUUGUGCUUACUGCUUAUACUCUGUUGGUGAUGAGUAUUUGACAAGAAUUAGCGCCUCCUACAGUUACUUAUGGAGAAACUUUGGUAUCUAUUGGGCUUACAUUAUCUUUAACUUAUUUGCCAUGGUCACUCUCUACUACAUUUUCCACGUUAAGAAGUUAUCUAUAUUUAAAUUAAAACCAGUCAAGAGGCUAAUCAGGAAAAUAGGGGGCACUGCGCAAGAGACUAUGUCGUAA